AUGACAUCCCAUGUGGUAAGACCUGCCCACUGCGCUAAGGCAAACCUCAGCGCCCCUGGAGUCCGCUGGGGAAAUCGACCGAAUCGUGUUUUUCUGUGUGCAGCGUUCAUGCCGUGCUGUGAUGAUAAGCCUCGCCUCAUUGUUUCUUUGGUGCGGGAGUCGCAGGCUGCAAGCUCCCCGCAUCGGAUGACUGGUAUCUUCGGCAAGCGCAGACUGCUCACGCUCCGGGAGCAAGAAUUCCCAACAUCCGUAGCAGCCCUCUGCCUCCAAUUUGGGCAAAGAACAAAACGCUUCCCCGCCGGCUGA
Messenger RNA from Puccinia graminis f. sp. tritici CRL 75-36-700-3, 306 nucleotides. RefSeq lists its product as uncharacterized. The transcript has a single exon. NCBI's taxonomy places the organism in Eukaryota, Fungi, Basidiomycota, Pucciniomycetes, Pucciniales, Pucciniaceae. The record is from RefSeq and is a predicted model, not a curated record. The coding region runs from base 1 to 306 and encodes 101 amino acids.